This is a messenger RNA of Saxophila tyrrhenica, 1035 nucleotides long. RefSeq lists its product as uncharacterized. The record is from RefSeq and is a predicted model, not a curated record. Lineage: Eukaryota; Fungi; Ascomycota; Dothideomycetes; Mycosphaerellales; Extremaceae. Gene Ontology annotation, biological process: D-amino acid catabolic process. The coding region runs from base 1 to 1035 and encodes 344 amino acids. Gene Ontology annotation, molecular function: D-amino-acid oxidase activity; FAD binding. The transcript is spliced from 3 exons. Gene Ontology annotation, cellular component: cytoplasm.
AUGGCAAGUAACCCCUGCGACGUGGGCGUCCUUGGCGCCGGAGUUGUCGGCCUGACUUCUGCUCUGUGUCUGAGUCGGAAAGGCUAUCGGGUUAGAGUGGUGGCAAAACACUUGCCCGGGGACAAAACACUCGAUUGGGCCAGUCCUUGGGCAGGUGCAGUGAUACUGCCCGCGUCGACUGAAGACGAGAGAGAUGUUCGGAUGCAGAAAGUGGCUUUCAACGAGUUUGGAGCAUUGGCAAAGCAAGGCAGUGAAACAGGUGUGCAGGCGGUCCAAGCGACAGAGUACUGGGAUGACCGGCAGACAGUGGACAGACCUUGGUAUGCGGACCAUCUCCCUGGAUUUCGAAGUCUGGACAAACAUGAACUCGCGCCUGGCACACUCUGCGGCAACACGUUCAGGGCGCUCGCCGUCGAUCCAGAUGUUUAUUUGCCCUGGCUCAUGGCGCAGCUCCAAACAAGGUAUGGUGUUGAGUUUGUGCAGCGGGAAGUGACCGGGCUUGAACAAGCUCGUGGGCUCCUGAAAUGUCGAAUCGUCGUCAAUGCUUCCGGCAACGGCGCGAGAGCGUUAGCUUGCGAUCGAGAAGCCAUUCCUAUCCGUGGUCAGACGAUGCUUGUGCAUGCUGGCGGCUGCUCAACGGCAAACCGAGCUUUCUCCGAAAUCAGAGUCAGAAGAGGCAGAGAAUACACAUAUGUCAUACCCAGGAUUGCGGCUCCAGACACGGCAAUCAUCGGUGGCAUCGAACAGCCCGGAGACCUCACGACCACUGUUGAUCAGGAGCUGCGGAAGGAUAUCCUCCGUAGGACGAAUGAAAUGACGGGCGGAGCACUGCGGAAUGUCGACUUGGUGCGGGAUGUUGUACGGGAUGUGGUCGGGUUCAGACCGGGACGUGCAUCUGGGUUCCGAAUAGAGCGGGAAGGCAAGGUGGUGCACGCUUAUGGCUUCGGCGGGACGGGGUAUCGGUAUAGCUAUGGAGCUGCGGAGGAAGUGAUGAGGUUGGUUGAGGUGGUCACAGACUGCAAGCCACGAUUGUAA